AUUCUUUUCCCAUUCUAACUUGGAGAGCUCCAACCAAGUAAAAAAAGCGUGUGCUCACCACGACGUCGUCUUCUUAAGCCUUCUGAACCCUCUCUCUCAUUUCUCCCAACGAAAGUCAAUUUCGGUUCCACCUAACACCACCGAUACCUUUCCUCAUCUUCUUCUUCUUGUUCUCUCUCUCUCUCUCUCUCUCUCUCUCUCUCUCUCUCUUUCUCUGUCUUCCAAUCUUCCCUUCGCAAAACCUCUCUCAAGGUUACUUUUCUCCGCAAUAGGAAUGGAUUCCUUUUUCAAAGUUGCAAAUGAAGAUUGUGUGCCUUCUGAACUAGACAUUCUCAGAUGUCCGUUUUUGAGAAACAUCAAUGAGCCCACCAAUUUUUCCUUCGCCUCAUCCUUGGCCUUCCCAGUGCCUGGACGUGGCGGCAAAGGUCCAAUUUUUGAAGAUGGUCCCAAUUUUGACAUGGCAUUUAGGCUUUUCCAUGGGAGUGAUGGAGUAGUCCCCCUUUCUGGAAGAUCAUUUGUGCAUUCUAACAUAGUUGAGCCUCAACCAGCCCCAUCCAUGUUUAAUCCAUUAGCUGCAAAGGCAGCCACUAUCAGUCUCUCAUCAUUUGGAGGGCCAUUCAGCUUUGAUGCAUUCUCUGAGAAGUGGAAGAAUCAGAAACGAAAAUCCAAUUCCUCCAAAAAAGAUACUUCUUCAAAGGGAGGAAAUUCUAAUCAUGAGGCUUUGAGUAAUGAGUGGCUGCAAUCCGGAAGCUGUCCGAUCGCGAAGUCAUACCGUGCUGUUAGUGGUGUAAUUCCGCUUGUUGCAAAGGCUUUUCAGCCCCCUCCGGGCAUGAAAAUUAAGUGCCCACCAGCAAUAGUUGCAGCCCGAGCAGCUCUGGCGCGAACUGCAUUUGCAAAGAACCUCCGCCCACAGCCCCUUCCUGAAAAAGUACUUGUGAUUGGAGCAUUGGGCAUGGCAGCCAAUGUUCCUUUAGGGGUAUGGAGGGAGCACACCAAGAAAUUCUCACCAUCUUGGUUUGCUGCUGUGCAUGCAGCUGUUCCAUUCAUAGCCAUACUUCGGAAGUCUGUGCUGAUGCCUAAAUCAGCCAUGGCUUUUACCAUUGCAGCAUCAGUGCUAGGACAGGUCAUUGGCUCGAGAGCAGAGCGAUACCGGCUGAAGGCAGUGGCUGCUAAAAAAUUGUCUCUGACUGAAACCCCAUUUGGUGGGACAAGUGAGUUACAGGUGCUUAAAGCGAAAACUGGUCACUGCAAUGACAUUGAGGAGUGGAAUUCAGUUGCUCUUCAGGUUACGCGUCCUUCUUCAUCUACCGAUGUGUUCUGCUGAUUGUUAAUGGAAUUUUGAUGGCAUUGAUCCAUCAUUUCUAUGUAUUUUUACAGAGUGUAAUUCUCUGUACUAAGUCCAUUUGUGCCUCUAAACACUGUCUUUGUCCUUUGAAGACUUGAGAGAAGAAUAAAUGUAUAAUGCGAAUCACGAUUUUUUUAUCAAAGUCAUUUCCUUUAUUU
Messenger RNA from Prunus avium (sweet cherry), 1503 nucleotides. RefSeq lists its product as uncharacterized. The record is from RefSeq and is a predicted model, not a curated record. Gene Ontology annotation, cellular component: chloroplast. Lineage: Eukaryota; Viridiplantae; Streptophyta; Magnoliopsida; Rosales; Rosaceae.